Alternaria rosae is the source of this 741-nucleotide messenger RNA. Its product is annotated as SGNH hydrolase-type esterase domain-containing protein. The transcript has 2 exons. Lineage: Eukaryota; Fungi; Ascomycota; Dothideomycetes; Pleosporales; Pleosporaceae. The record is from RefSeq and is a predicted model, not a curated record. Bases 1 to 741 code for a protein of 246 amino acids. Gene Ontology annotation, molecular function: phosphatidylcholine lysophospholipase A1 activity.
AUGUUGCUCCCCACCCUCCUCUCCUUUACCGCCUUCCUUACAACGGCCUCCGCCCAAACCACCAAUACCGCAAUCCGCUACAUGCCCUUCGGCGACAGCAUAACCGAGAUAAUUUGCUGGCGUUCCAAACUCUGGCAGCGUCUCCAAACCACCCCCUUCAACUCCUCCACCGUAAACUUUGUCGGUAGCGGCAAAACCGAAAACAACUGCCGCGACACGACCUACGACCGCGACAACGAAGGCCACUCUGGUUUCCUCGCUAUCGACAUCGCGAAUAAAGGGCAGUUGGAUGGGUGGCUGAAGACAAAUCCCGCGGAUGUGAUUACGAUGCAUUUGGGCACGAAUGAUAUCGUGCAGCAGAAUAAGGCGGUGGCGGAUAUCAUUAAGGCGUUUGGAACGUUGGUGGGGAGUAUGAGGGGAGCGAAUCCGAGGAUGAAGAUUGUUGUCGCGCAAAUUAUCCCCAUGGGCUUCGGUAGCUACAAUACCAAGAUCCAAGACUUGAAUCGCGCAAUCGUUCCAUGGGCUCAGGGUCUCAAUACGACGGAAAGCCCCAUCUGGGUUGUGGACCAAUAUACGGGGUUCAGUGGGACGGCGGAUCUGAGGGAUGGAAUACAUCCAAAUGAUAGUGGGGAUGUCAAGAUGGCGAAUGUGUGGUUUCCAGCGGUCGUCAGGGCUUUUGAGGCGGUGAGGGCGGAUAGGGGUACAGGAGUUGGUAUGAUUGAGAGGGAGUUUGUUGGGUAG